Messenger RNA from Jaculus jaculus (lesser Egyptian jerboa), 1266 nucleotides. It is a transcript of the gene Gpr151, whose product is annotated as G protein-coupled receptor 151. The record is from RefSeq and is a predicted model, not a curated record. NCBI's taxonomy places the organism in Eukaryota, Metazoa, Chordata, Mammalia, Rodentia, Dipodidae. Gene Ontology annotation, cellular component: membrane. The coding region runs from base 1 to 1266 and encodes 421 amino acids. The transcript has a single exon. Gene Ontology annotation, biological process: G protein-coupled receptor signaling pathway. Gene Ontology annotation, molecular function: G protein-coupled receptor activity.
AUGCUGGCAGCUGCCUCUGCUGACUCCAACUCCAGCAUCAUGAACAUGUCCUCUGCUCACUUGCAUUUUGCAGGAGGGUACCUGCCCUCAGACUCCAAGGACUGGAGGACUAUCAUCCCAGCUCUAUUGGUGGCUGUCUGCCUGGUGGGUUUCAUGGGGAACUUGUGUGUGAUUGGUGUCCUCCUCCACACUGCUUGGAAAGGAACGUCGUCCACGAUCCACUCCCUGAUUCUUAACCUCAGUCUGACUGACCUCUCUCUCCUGCUGUUUUCUGCACCUGUCCGAGCCACUGCGUACUCCAAGGGAGUCUGGGACCUAGGCUGGUUUGUCUGCAAGUCUUCUGACUGGUUCACCCACACAUGCAUGGCAGCCAAGAGCCUGACAAUUGUUGCAGUAGCCAAAGUAUGCUUCAUGUAUGCAAGUGAUCCAGCCAAGCAAGUAAGCAUCCACAACUGCACCAUCUGGUCAGUGCUGGUGGCCAUCUGGGUUGUGGCAAGCCUGCUGCCCCUUCCGGAAUGGUUCUUCAGCUCCACCAGGCAUCUUGCAGGGGUGGAAAUGUGUCUCAUGGAUGUACCAGCUGUGGCCGAAGUGUUCACGUCAAUGUUUGGUAAGCUCUACCCGCUCCUAGUAUUUUGCUUUCCCUCACUUCUGGCCAGCUUUUAUCUCUGGAGAGCUUAUGACCAAUGUAAAAAACGAGGUGCUAAGACUCAGAAUCUCAGAAAUCAGAUGCGCUCAAAGCAACUCACAGUGAUGCUGCUGAGCAUUGCUGUCACCUCUGCUCUGCUAUGGCUCCCCGAGUGGAUAGCCUGGCUGUGGAUGUGGCACCUGAAGGCUGGAAGCCCAGCUCCACCACACGGUUUCAUAGCCCUCUCUCAAGUCCUAAUGUUUUCCAUCUCUUCAGCAAACCCUCUCAUUUUUCUAGUGAUGUCUGAAGAGUUCAAGGAAGGCUUAAAAGGCAUAUGGAAAUGGAUGAUAAACAAAAAACCUCCAAAUGUCUCACAGUCUCAUGGAACACCAGCUGGCAACUUAGAGGUCCUUCCUGGCAAAGUCUCAUCUCCAGAGUCCCCAACAUCCAUUCCAGAGAACAAACUUGGCUCUUCUAACUGUGGCAAAGAGAAAACUGAGAAGGCAUGGGGGAUUCCCAUCCUCCCUGAUGUAGAGCAGUUCUGGCAUGACAGGGACACUGUGCCCUCAGCACAGGACAAUGACCCUAUCCCCUGGGAACAUGAGGACCAAGAGACAGGAGAUUGUGAUAAACAUGUUUAA